Messenger RNA from Pelobates cultripes (western spadefoot toad), 174 nucleotides. NCBI's taxonomy places the organism in Eukaryota, Metazoa, Chordata, Amphibia, Anura, Pelobatidae. The record is from the annotation of a GenBank genome assembly.
GGGACCAAAGGUUACAUUAGGCUGGACAGCAGAUUGCUUCCUAGGGACCAGCGAUCUCUUAACCAAGCUCCCCCAACUUAUGUGGAUGGCAGCCCUGGUAGGCUUUUAACGCAUCCUCUUCUGUCUGACCGGGUUUUAGACAUAGUUAAUUCUUCAUUACGGCGCAGGACCAGG